Messenger RNA from Syngnathus acus (greater pipefish), 1296 nucleotides. RefSeq names its product vesicle transport through interaction with t-SNAREs 1A (gene vti1a). The coding region runs from base 101 to 775 and encodes 224 amino acids. NCBI's taxonomy places the organism in Eukaryota, Metazoa, Chordata, Actinopteri, Syngnathiformes, Syngnathidae. Gene Ontology annotation, molecular function: SNAP receptor activity; SNARE binding. Gene Ontology annotation, cellular component: ER to Golgi transport vesicle membrane; SNARE complex; endoplasmic reticulum membrane. The record is from RefSeq and is a predicted model, not a curated record. Gene Ontology annotation, biological process: vesicle fusion with Golgi apparatus; Golgi to vacuole transport; intra-Golgi vesicle-mediated transport. The transcript has 9 exons.
UUUUAUUGACACACAAGGAAGAGACACCCGGGCACCGCUGUUUUUAUUAUUGAGAACGUGAAACCUCCGAAGAGAACUUCCAGUAAAACCACACGACGUCAUGUCUUCAGACUUCGAAGCCUACGAGCAGGACUUUGGAACCGUUACGGCAGAAGUGACCAACAAAAUCGGGAGAAUUCCCAAACUGAGUGGAGAAGAGAAAACGCAGCUGGUUCUAAAUGUCGACAAACAGCUUGAAGAAGUCAGAGAGUUGUUGGAGCAGAUGGACCUGGAGGUGCGGGAGAUCCCAGUCCAGAGCCGAGCCAUGUACAACAGCCGCCUGAAGAGCUACAAGCAGGAGGUGGAGAAGUUGGAGAAGGACUUUAAAAGGUCACGCAUCGCCUACAGUGACGAAGUGCGCAACGAGCUCCUGGGGGACGACGCCAGCUCCUCGGAGAGCCAGUUGAUAAAGUUACGCGAAGAGAGAGCGCAUCUGCUGGACAACACAGAGAAGCUGGAAAGGUCAUCGCGGCGACUCGAGGCCGGCUACCAGAUCGCCGUGGAAACCGAACAAGUGGGUCAAGAAAUUCUCUCUAACCUUCACACCGACCGUGAGAAGAUCCAGAGGGCCCGAGAGAGGCUGCGAGAAACGGACGCCAACCUGGGCAAGAGCUCCCGCAUCCUCACCGGCAUGCUGAGAAGGAUCAUCCAGAAUCGCGUGCUGCUCUUCGUCUUGGGAGCCUUCAUCGUCCUCACCAUCAUCCUGGCCAUCUAUUUCAAUCUGCGGGGCCACUGAUCCUCCAAACACACACACACAUCCAUCUUGACACCAACACAAACACACACACGCGUGAUUAAUAGCGACAAAAAGCCUUGUUGGGCUGUAAUUAGGACAAAUGGUCACCAUGAAUCAAGCUUUUCCAACGGCUGACAAGGACUUUUUUUUUUUUUUUUUAAACCCCUCCUCCUCUCCAACUUCUUGCUUGGUUUUUGUCGAUCUUUUCUCCUCCGUCAUGCUCCGGCGUCCGUCCGUCUCCGGGGACAGAAAUAGAUUCAUGGCGUUGAUCUUGGCCCCUUCCACCGCAAGGCACAUUCGGAAAGUAAAUGACGGGCAGAUCUUCAUUCUUGGUUGUUGAUGUGCGAUGAUUCGUUUGGUUCCAAUACUUUUUAACACAUUUGCGUUCCCCUCUCGUCGUUUCCACUUCCUAGCGUGUGUACUAACGUUUAAUUGGAAAUCAUGUAUAGCUUGGAAAUGUUUAUGUAUGUAUUUGAUUCUGCUAUUUAUUUAUAAAGGCGUCUUCUUGUGCUCAAACUGUA